UCUAGUCAGGUUACUGUGGCUCUGAGGAGCUUCUGCAAUUCGUCAUUCUUGGUUAUGUAUUGAAAUUUAAAAAAAUAAUGUUUUCGUCAACGAUAAUUUAAAUUUUCCAUGUUUGCAAUGAAAGAAUAAUGUCUUAUUACCUGCUCGUAAUAAUUAUCAUAAACGUACUCGCGAUCAAUAUUCACGGAACAGAAUAUGAUUAUAAAGUUGAUUGUAGUAACCUGCGAAUAGGCCAGUACAUUUGCCCGCAUCCAAAGUACGAUAUUAUUGACAGGAGCACUCAACAAAUUCGAGGAUGUACUAAAAAAAAUAAAGCUAAAGUUGACUGUUUAGCAGCGGAUGGUUUAAUAUGUUUGGAAACUUUGAAUAAUACUUUCAAAAAGGAAAUCCCCUGCAAAUGGACAAAUGGAUAUUCCUUUGAAACAUCGGUACUUCUAUCAGUAUUCCUCGGAAUGUUCGGGAUAGACCGAUUUUAUCUUGGAUAUCCAGCAUUGGGAUUAUUGAAAUUAAGUACUUUGGGAUUUUUAUUUAUCGGUCAAUUCUGCGACGUGAUUCUUAUAUCAACUCAAAUAGUUGGUCCUGCAGAUGGUUCACACUACGUAAUGCCAUAUUUUGGAGCGGAAAUCAAUCUUCUUUUUAGUGACAAUUUUACUUAUAAAGUACCGCAGCAAGAUUGGUGACAUGAUAAAAUUAAUAACUACACAAUUUAAUAUGGAAAUUAUUUUGUGCAAGUGAUCGGGAAUUUCGGAAUAAGUUUGAGGCUUGAAAACUUAAAAACUUUUGCGAAGUAGAAAAUUUUUUUAAUAAGAAAAUGUCUAUCUGAAAAAACUUCGACACGAUAGUGAUCGGAUGAGUGAAUACGUCGACCAGACUGCAGAUAAAUUAGAAUUAUAUUAAUAAAUUAUAACUAAUUAAUGAAAUAAAAUUAUAUAGAAAACAAUAUUCCGAACAAAUAUUAAAAAUAUUAAUAUUAAAAAAUAUUUAAUAUUAAAAAAUUGCAGGGGUAAUGAAGAUAAUUCAACUUCGAAUUAUAAACUGAAAAUUAAUGCAUUGGACAGCAUAACAAUCAGAAGAAUUUUAUUAUAAAAAUAUAUUUUUAUGCGAAUUGAUGUAUUCAAACUAACUUGUAUUGAAAAAAAAAAAAAUUAUUAAAUAAAAUACUUGUUACUUGGAAUGGAAAUCUCAUUAUUGA
This is a messenger RNA of Microplitis mediator, 1192 nucleotides long. RefSeq names its product TM2 domain-containing protein CG10795 (gene bisc). The transcript is spliced from 3 exons. The record is from RefSeq and is a predicted model, not a curated record. Lineage: Eukaryota; Metazoa; Arthropoda; Insecta; Hymenoptera; Braconidae. The coding region runs from base 129 to 680 and encodes 183 amino acids.